AUGAAGUAUUGCAAAAAGACCUCCCCCCUCGCGGCCAACCCCUCCGGGUACAACAACCCAAUUUGGAAAAGACACAUGCGCGCGAGACAUCAGACGAUCCCUCAUAUUAGGUGGGUGGUGGGCAAAGGAGAAAUCUACUUUUGGGAUGACAUUUGGGUGGGCAACUCUGCCCUAAGGACCCUAAGUUUGGAUGAUAGGGGCGCCCACACUUCCUUGGUCGAGGAUUUUCUCAUGGAGGGGGCUUGGAAUGAAGCUAAGCUCCAACAACUCCACGACCAGGUAGGACUCCCACAGCAGGUAAUAUCUCAGAUCCUUGAUACUCCGGUCAUUGCAGGGGAGCCGGAUACUCCGAGGUGGGCCCUUUCUAGACUCGGUGAAUUUUUGUUAGCAACAACAUGGGACACCAUUCGUACACAUGGACCGAGGAUACAGGGGCUCGAGGACAUCUGGAGGGCCGGCCUAACCAACUCAAUUGCAAUCUUUAACUGGCGCCUUUUGUCGAAUCGUAUUCCGGUCGAUACCAAGCUCCAAUGGAGGAUGAUUGAUUUGGCCUCAAAAUGUCAAUGCUGCCCUAGGGACCCGAACAUCGAAUCCCUUCAGCACCUCUUCAUCCAAGGCCGGGGAGCAACAAGCCUGUGGCGAGAGUUCAACGGGUGGUUCGAGGGAUCGGCACCUCCCCUUCGGAUAAACGACACAAUACCGGAUAGACUAGAGGUCUGGUCGCAACGGUUGCAACAAGAAGAUAGAAAACACCUCUGCCGAGUCAUGCCGUACCUCAUUUUGUGGUUCAUUUGGACGGAGCGAAAUAGAAGCCGGCAUGAGCAUGUCCAAUUCAAACCGUACAACGUGGUGUGGAAAGUCCAAAUGCACAUCCACAACAACAUAGCCAAUGGGACCAUUAAGUUGAAGCAUUGGAAAGGGGUGCGUUUGGGAAUGAGUAUACCGAGACUGCCCGCAUCAAGGGGGCUGAGACUCCUAGUGAUGCCGGUUAAGUGGCACCCCCCCAAGAGGCCGUGGGUUAAAGUCAACACGGAUGGGGUACACGGAAGCAUUGGAUAA
Salvia splendens (bonfire salvia) is the source of this 1059-nucleotide messenger RNA. RefSeq lists its product as uncharacterized. Lineage: Eukaryota; Viridiplantae; Streptophyta; Magnoliopsida; Lamiales; Lamiaceae. The transcript has a single exon. The record is from RefSeq and is a predicted model, not a curated record. The coding region runs from base 1 to 1059 and encodes 352 amino acids.